AUGUCUACUCUAUUGUCUCCAAGUCCUUCUAGAUCCCCAGAUCCUACAAGAAUGUCACGAAAAUGGGCUAGAAAUAUUACAACCUGGGCUGUCUGGGUAGAGACUACAAUCGGAUUUCUGGCAGAUGGCAGCAGAACAUUCUGGAUAGGCAAGGGGACAUCAGUUUUAGGCAUUGUCGUUUAUCUCCUCCUCAACUGGUCAUAUACGACUGCAGUCUUCACAAGUCCAGGAACUACCACAGCCGCAAACCAUGGAUAUAGCGCCCUUCCAACACACAAUCCUGUCGCGACAAACUUUACGGUGAAAUCGAACGGGGAAUUGCGCUAUUUAUCCGGGACUUGGGUUUGGAGGGAAAUUUUGAGUGAUGGAGAAUAUACCGACUCUUUGUUACCAGUCAAUUAUGUCAUGUUGGCAGUUGUGUCUGGAAUCAUAGGUCUGGUUUUGGUGGGGUUCACAGGAUGGCACAUUCUACUUUCAUCCCGUGGUCAAACGACGAUUGAAUGUCUCGAGAAGACUAGAUAUUUAUCCCCACUAAGAAAGUCGAUGCAGCAUCAACACAUCCCUGAAGAUCAGAGUCAUGGGGCAUACGAACAAUUAGAGAGAGCCAGAGCAAGAGAUCGAUAUGAGGAAUAUCUUGACGAACAAGAUUCUGAAAAGUUACCUAGUGCAUUUGAUCUUGGGUGGAGGAGAAACUUCAGACAUUUAUUUGGAUUGAAGCCAUUUCUAUGGGCGUUUCCGAUACCCACUACCACUGGGGAUGGAUGGAGUUGGGAGGCAAGUCCAAAAUGGUUAGAAACUCGAGAAAGACUCGCACGGGAACGAGAGGAACAAAGAAGCAGAGAAAGAGCUGCUGGCUGGGGCGAACCAACAUCUCCAAUAGCACCCCAUCCAAAACUAGAAGGAGCUGGCAGACAUUAUGUUUCUUAUCCUACUCAACACAACCGGGCAAAUCAUUCUCAAUCCAAAGCAGACCGAAUUCUAGGACGCAGUCCAAAUCAAUAUGUGGAUGGAGCAGACUCAAAUUCCGUUUCCAUGCAAACAUUGCAACCAAGAGACAGCGACGAAGAUCAAUAUGAGAUUAGUAGUGAUGAAGAUGAAGCAGAGAGACGAAUUCUCGAUCGAAAGGCUGCCGGUGGGUGGCCCCAGAGGGUUGGAGUUGUUACGAACACAUUAUUGGGGAAUACAAUAGCACGACAAAAGGACGAUGCGAGAGGAUGGGAUGAACAUGGACAUGAUGACGAUGUAGAUUAG
Messenger RNA from Sclerotinia borealis F-4128, 1251 nucleotides. The record is from the annotation of a GenBank genome assembly. NCBI's taxonomy places the organism in Eukaryota, Fungi, Ascomycota, Leotiomycetes, Helotiales, Sclerotiniaceae.